UCGAUAUUUCGUGAGUACAUCAAGCAAAGCAAGGAAAAUAGGUGAUAAAGAUGGCCUAUAAUCAUCGUUAUCACGGACACAAUACUGGCCAGGAUGACAAAUCCAAAGGUCCUACCACUUAUUUCCACCACACUGAUGUAGAGAGUGCAGAGGCUAUACUACAGACUGGUGUAAUUCGUCAGUCUCGUGGAGGUGGUGGUGAUGCAGUAUAUGGAGAUGGUACCUAUCUAACUCGCCUGGGACCGAAACGUUCAGCUGGGGAAAUAGCUCGCAAUAAUUGGGAUGGUCUCGCAGGAAGAUACUGGGAAACCAUGGAGGGUGCUGGGCGAACUGAUGCGACCAUCGCCAUAGAAAUGCCAGCACACGAGGCACAAAAGGUUGAGAGAUUACCGGACCGCCGUGACAUCCAUUUGUACCCAGGUGACCUUUCAUUGCACAACAAAAAUCCUCGCAUCUACAUCAGAGACCAGAAUGGCAAGGCCCGAGAGUACACUCGUGAAUUUCAGUAGUGGAUUGAACCUGGUCUGUCAUAUCCGUUGUAUUUAACUACAGGGACCAAAGCUUGUUAAAUUGGAUCAUUGUGUGAUCAUUGUUAAUUAAUUAUUGAUUUUAGGUAAGGGUGUAAUCUACUAGAAAGUAGAGUGUAGAUUAGUAUUACUUCUUUACCAUCAUACUGGUACUGAGUCUUGUACAUCAGAAAUAAUAACCUGUCAUGCUGAAAGUUUACAGUGUUCCUUUAAGAUGAUGCAAGUACACUUGAAUGAAAAUACAAUAUUUGUCUUUGUAAUUUGUACAUGUUAAUUAUGGUUUUGCAUUGUUAGUUGAUAUUAGAAAGUUUAAAUGUCUGAUAAAGUUUGCAAGUGAAGUGCACUAUCCUAUAAGUUGUAAUUGAUGAUAAUGUCUAACUGCCACCACCUGCACAGCUGGGGAAUAGAUCAGAUACAGUUAAUAUGUUGAUUAGUAUGAUGAUAUAGUAGUAGUGUAGUUUUAUAAAUAGAAAUCAGUAUUACUAUCCUUACUGCCACGUGUAUGACUCGGUAGUCCUGUCAAUGUCGUAAACAAGGCCCUAUAUGUACAGUCAUAUAUAUUGAUUUUAGUUGAUACAGCUUUGUAGUGGCAGGCUGUUAGUCUGAAAGACUCCAGUGUUUUCAUAAAAGACAAUGUAAAGUGUGCUGCUUAAAAUGAUUUACUUUCAUGGUCAGUAAUUUGAUAAUAUAUCGUAAUACUGAACAUUGUCAUAGCCUGAAUUAUUUUAAGAUAAUCCAGUAUUGACCAUCAUUUUCUGUAAUGUGAAUAGAGAUUUUUUCUUUCAAAAUACAGAUUCUAUGCUUUCGGUGGUCAACAUGGAGAAGCCGUAAGAAUUUUACGUAGUGUACAAGGAGUAGUUCAAAGAUAUUGUAGCCAUGGUGAAUGAGUUCUGGUAUUGAUAUGUACUGCAUGUCUUAGGGAUUUGUUGUGUAAUUAAACUUGAUCAAAGGUUGACUAAUAGUAUCUCAGAUAAGUUCGUGUUUUGGAUGGGUCAAGGUCAUACACAUUGCUAUAAAUAACAUGAGAUUCUGCCUUUUAGAUGUUUCAUGAAGGAAAAAACAAAUUUCUCUAAAGUAAUAUAGAAAAGAUAUUUUCCUUAUUUUGUCAUUUAUAUGUUAAUACCUGAGAUCUUUGGGUAUGAUAGUACAGGCAUUAUGGCUGUCUAAUUCCUGUGUGUUGGACAGUUACCUUAAGCCAAAUGUGUGAUGAUAUCCAUCAUUGUGUAUAUCUGAUUUGUGCAUGUAAAUUGUUGGAUAUAACAAUUGCAAUGACUUAUUUUUGUUUUCUCAACUUCAUGGCAGUGUAUACAUGUAUUGUAAACCAAUAAAUUGUUGGACAAGCUA
Ylistrum balloti is the source of this 1871-nucleotide messenger RNA. RefSeq lists its product as uncharacterized. The record is from RefSeq and is a predicted model, not a curated record. The coding region runs from base 51 to 509 and encodes 152 amino acids. NCBI's taxonomy places the organism in Eukaryota, Metazoa, Mollusca, Bivalvia, Pectinida, Pectinidae. The transcript is spliced from 2 exons.